This is a messenger RNA of Drosophila sulfurigaster albostrigata, 1338 nucleotides long. Its product is annotated as akirin. Gene Ontology annotation, biological process: positive regulation of innate immune response; positive regulation of transcription by RNA polymerase II. The transcript has 4 exons. The record is from RefSeq and is a predicted model, not a curated record. The coding region runs from base 467 to 1084 and encodes 205 amino acids. Gene Ontology annotation, cellular component: nucleus; chromatin. Gene Ontology annotation, molecular function: transcription coregulator activity. Lineage: Eukaryota; Metazoa; Arthropoda; Insecta; Diptera; Drosophilidae.
UCUGAACGAGUGACCACAACCUCACGUCGUCACGCAUGCAUCGGUCGUCCAUUUUUCGAAAGAAUUCGACGGAAAAGUGAAAAAUACAUCGCAAAAAGGAAAAAAUUUACAAAGAAAAGUACUUUAAAGCAAGUUGUAAUCAACUUACACCACAGUGCAUUUCAGUGGCCUUUCAAAUACUGCUCAAAACAACUCAAUAAGCAAUAGCAAUACAUAUAUAGAUUUACAAUUUGAACUACCCGAAAAAAGUUCGUGUGCGUUUCUACAAUACAAUAAAAAAGUAAAUAAAGCGCGUGUGAAGUGUGGUGCAGAUAUCGAAGCGGAAGAAUAAAAUACAAACUAAUACAAACGCUUCCAAUCGACAGAACUGUGUGGCAAUAAAAAUAACUAUUAGGCGUAAAGAAAAAAAGAAGAAAUUUAUAUUUAUACAUAUAUUGAAAGUUAUUGAAACUCAUUAAUCAUUGCAAUGGCUUGUGCUACAUUAAAACGCGCAUUGGACUGGGAGUCGCUCAAUCAGCGUCCCACAAAACGUCGACGUUGUGUUCCCUACGGACAAUCUGCUGGCAAUUCGCCAUCACGCGGCGGCCAGCCGACGGUAGAUGGCGCCACCAACAGCCCAAGCACCACAGGCAUGCCAAGCAAUCGCUUUGCCAAAGACAGCACUGAGCCGAGCCCAUUCUCCGAAUCCGCCUUGGCCAAGAUGUCGCCAGAUAAAAUGGCCGAGAAUUUGUGCAAUGAAAUCAAAAGACUGCACAAACGCAAACAGUUGCCCAUCACAUCAUCCGCUUUGGAGCGCAUGCAGGACUCGGAAUCGAGCGGUUCCGAAAUGGGACCCGAGAGUCCAUUGCGCCCGGACAGCCCACCGAGUCACAUGAUGCGCCAUCACAACGAGAAGGCAUUGUUCACGUUCAAGCAGGUGCAACUCAUAUGCGAGGGCAUCGUGAAGGAUCGCGAGGAUCAACUGCGUGAGCGUUACGAAUCGGUGCUGACCACCAAAUUGGCUGAGCAAUAUGAUGCCUUUGUGAAAUUCACAUAUGAUCAGAUCCAGCGUCGUUACGAAGCAGCGCCCAGCUAUUUGUCGUAAGGCAGACGACUCUCUCAACAAUUACGAUCUUAUGUGACGGUUUUCUGGCCGCAAAUGCAGAAAAUAAUGCAACUUCAAAUGCAAGACAAAACAUCAAGAAAAAGAAGAGAAGAAAAGAAAAAAAGAAAAAGUAAUGAAAACAACAUAGAAGCCCUCAUUUAAAUAAACAACUACAUUUUUGUUUAUAUUAUAUAUUUUGAAAUAUGAAAGUUAUAGUUUAAACUAGAAUUACAUAAAUUGUAUUGAAAGCAAAA